This is a messenger RNA of Penaeus monodon (black tiger shrimp), 2322 nucleotides long. RefSeq names its product probable glutamate receptor. The record is from RefSeq and is a predicted model, not a curated record. Lineage: Eukaryota; Metazoa; Arthropoda; Malacostraca; Decapoda; Penaeidae. The transcript is spliced from 12 exons. Gene Ontology annotation, molecular function: glutamate-gated receptor activity. The coding region runs from base 1 to 2031 and encodes 676 amino acids. Gene Ontology annotation, cellular component: membrane.
AUGGCGAACCCAGGCAGCAGGACGCAUCGAGCUUCUCUCAAGACCAAUACCCAAGUCGUUCUGGUCGUCUUGGUUACUCUGGUCGUCCUGGUCGUAGCAGCGAAGGCCAUGGAUGUGGGACGACCACCCGACACCCCCACGACCCUCGGUAUGGUGGCUUUUCUCAGAGAUUUCAUCCGCCAUUACCAUUUCGAUCACGUUAACUUCUUCACGACGCUACGGGAGAGAGACAGGCUUCAUCUCCUGGCCCUUCAGCCGCUGCAGAUGAGUUUCCGAAAGGUGCCUGAUGACGCAACACUCUGGCAGGAGGAAUCGCCGUUUUCUGCGCACAAGAUCCUGAAUAUCGUGUUGGUGGAGAGUGUGGAUUGGCUCCGCUUCGCUAACGCCACACGACCUCAGAAUGGAGUAAACUGGCUUGUCAUUGGCGAACAUGUCCACGCAAUGGAUACUCUCAGUCUGCCUCUCAAUAACAAGGUGACGUUCGCGGAGCCCGAGGGCGGAGCGGUGUCUGCGCAGACGCGGGCGGAGAUGGGCGCCGUGGCUCGCGUGGCGCUCGUCGAGGUGUACAGGGCGGGGCCGUCCGUGGGGCCCAACGUGCAGGUGGUUGGGCACUGGGAAUCUGGAGGCGGCGGAAGGACGCUCCUGCGCGCCCCUGCAGAGGACAGGAGCGAGCGACGGUUCGACCUCAUGGGCGUCGAGCUGCGCUGCCUGACGCACGAGUGGCCUCCUGUGACCAUCAACCAGCUUGUGGACGAGUCUGGCACCCAAGAGGUAACCGGUUGGAUGGGCGGCGCCUGGGACGUUCUCAAGGAGCGACUGAACUUCACCUCGACGUGCCGCCGCCCUCGAGACGAAGACUGGGGCACGCUGACGGAGGGCCGCUGGUCGGGCAUGGUCGGCGAGCUGGCGGAGGGCCUCGCCGACGUGAUCGUGGCGCCCCUCGACUACACCGUCGCCAGGAGCCGCGUCGUCGACUUCGUCAUCCCGGUCGUGCAAGUUCGUUACAUCAUGGUAGUCCAGCGGGCGAACCAGCUGGCGGGCGUGUGGGAGAGCUACACGCAGGAGUUCGGGUGUAAGAGCUGGGCGGCGGUGGUCCUUUUCCUCGUCCUGUGUCCCUGUGUCCUCUCCCUCGUGUCCAAGUCAUCCCCCAGCGAGUCCACGAGGGUCACGCUCCUCGAUGCCGUGACCUGUACCCUCGGGUUUCUGGGCCAGCAAGGCACCUCCCUGAGUUUCACGAGCGCCCCCAGCCGCAUCUUCUUCCUCGCCUCCUUCGUCACGACGGUCCUCCUGUACUGCCACUACACGAGCGCCCUCUUCUCGUCCCUGGCCAUCACCACGAACAGCCAGCCCUUCAGGGACCUGCGGGGAAUCCUCGAAAACGGGAAGUACAGGUUCGGAUUCACUGAAGGAAUCUCCGUCGAAAAUGACUUCAAGGAUUCGGCCAACUACCUGUACCAGCAGGUGUGGCAUAGGCUUGUCAUGCCCCCUCCCUCAGGCCUCAUGCACGAUGACGCCGCCGGCCUCGCUCGGGUUCGGCAGGAGAAGUACGUGCACAUGAUGGACAGAACCAACUUCGUGUACCUCACCCGCGGCGAGUGUGACCUGGAGAUGCUCCCGAGGCCUCUCUUCUCCUACCCCUCCGGCAUGGCCUUCAGGAAACGCUCGCCCUACAAGGAGGUUUUCUCGAGGGCAUUACUCACCCUAAUGGACUCAGGCGUGACAAAGAAGCUGAUAGACAAAUGGCAGCCGAAGACGAGCUUGUGCAAAAGCCUGGACAUACAGCCAUUAACUCUCACCCACGUUUUUACUGCCUUCCUCCUCCUGGGCGCCGGCAUGUUCCUCUCCUUCAGUAUCCUGGCGGGGGAGGUCCUCUACAAGAACCUCCAGCAGGGUACUUCAGCGAAGAUCUCUUGGAGACGAGAAAUUGAACAGAAAAAGAGUGGAAGAGAGGAAGGUAUAAAUAACGACGGACUGAGGACAACCCAUCGUUUAACAUGGUUUGAUCGCCCGGGGUUUAAAAAGCGUGUUUAAGGGUUAUAUUUAUUAUAUGCACAUGUAUUGUAGAAAUACAAUAUGAGUAGAGUUGAUCAAACAUCUUCUGUGAACUGUUAUUCUUAAGGUAAAAUUAUGGUACGGACAUCGAUCAUUCUCCAAAAGCUGCCAACGCCUUUGGUAAUGUAGUUUCAAUAUCUACAGUAAUACUGUUUGAUAGAGAUGACCGAACAUUUUUAUUGUGAAAUGUGUAUUGUUGUUUUCUCUUUUGUGAUUGCGCUAUUUUCAUUAGGCUAAAACCAGAUAUUUGCGGCAGGGAAGUUGCUGUUU